ACAUCAGCCAACCUGUUGGCUCUAUAUGCGUAAGUACGUACGCACGUUGCGUCAGUGAGCCGCAUACACACACACACACAGACAUCAUGGCGGACGUACUGGACCUUCAUGAAGCGGGAGGCGAGGACUUUCCUAUGGAUGAGGAUGGUGAUGAAAGCAUCCACAAGUUGAAGGAGAAAGCCAAGAAGAGGAAAGGACGAGGCUUUGGCUCAGAGGAAGGAGCCAGGUCCAGAAUCAAAGAGGACUAUGAUACUGUGGAACAAGACGGGGAUGAGCCAGGCCCUCAGAGAUCUGUGGAGGGCUGGAUCCUGUUUGUGACAGGGGUUCAUGAAGAGGCCACAGAGGAAGACAUCCAUGACAAGUUUUCUGAAUUUGGAGAAAUCAAGAAUCUGCAUCUCAACCUUGACCGCAGAACAGGCUACCUCAAGGGAUAUGCACUGGUGGAGUAUGAGACAUACAAAGAGGCCCAGGCAGCCAUGGAAGGGCUCAACGGUCAGGACCUGAUGGGCCAGCCUAUCAGUGUUGACUGGGGAUUUGUCAGAGGGCCCCCCAAGAACAAGAGGAGGACUGGUGGACGGAGACGCAGCAGAAGUCCGGACAGGAGGCGGCGUUGAUUUUGGCAGUUGUCAUUGGCCAGAAGAGUUGUCUGUCACUUUAACAGGCAGUUUAUAAUCCUCUCAUAAGAAGCUAAUUACAGAGUUUUUGUACAAUAUUUUGGUGUAACAGUUGUUAUGGCAUCUAGUUGUGCAUUUUCAAAUACCAAGAUAAGGAAUUGAUGAAUAACAAAAGAAUAAAUUGGCAAUAUUUUCAGUUUUUCUGUGAAUUGCUUAUGCUGCUGUACACUGCAACAGAAGUCUAUCCAUUCAGCUGUCAGUAAAACUAGAUUUUACUUUCAACACCAACUUUUAGGUAGUCCACGUUUAUGGUUUUCAUGAUUCCCUCAAAAAUGUUGUUUAGGUUUGCUCAAUGUUAUGUGCAUUUUAUUGUGCUGGAGUGUUUUAUUUUAUAUUGCUUGGGGGAAAUUAAACUUUUUAAAAGGUAAA
Molecule: messenger RNA, 1043 nt
Organism: Siniperca chuatsi (mandarin fish)
Lineage: Eukaryota; Metazoa; Chordata; Actinopteri; Centrarchiformes; Sinipercidae
Gene: rbm8a
Product: RNA binding motif protein 8A
Exons: 6
Coding region: 87-614 (175 amino acids)
Biological process (GO): RNA splicing
Cellular component (GO): nucleus; cytoplasm; exon-exon junction complex
Molecular function (GO): mRNA binding
Source: RefSeq, a predicted model, not a curated record